This is a messenger RNA of Penicillium alfredii, 1347 nucleotides long. RefSeq names its product putative iron-sulfur cluster-binding protein. Gene Ontology annotation, molecular function: 2 iron, 2 sulfur cluster binding. The record is from RefSeq and is a predicted model, not a curated record. Lineage: Eukaryota; Fungi; Ascomycota; Eurotiomycetes; Eurotiales; Aspergillaceae. The transcript has 5 exons. The coding region runs from base 1 to 1347 and encodes 448 amino acids.
AUGGACUUUGUCGAUGCUUAUAUCUUGGCGUCUCCAGGCUCGAUGCUCGUGGCCUUGGUAACGGCCAUCUUCUUCUUCCGUCAUGCAUGGCCCCAUAUCUCGAACAAGCAGCCAUACAAACCAACAUACCCGGCAUUAACCAAGGAGGACUCAAACCCUAGCGUGGCAGUAUCAAAGGAACCCGAAAUCCCAAACGGAUGGUGGACAGGCCACGAAGUCUUCGAUCUAGAGCGACGCGCUCUCUUCAGUCAAACUUGGAUAUACCUUGCCCACAGCGGCCAAUUUUCCAAAGCUGGCGCCUACCAAUCCUUCGACGUCGCCGGGUUCCCGAUAUUUCUGAUCCGAGGCAAAGACGACCAAAUCCGCGCAUUCCACAAUGUCUGCAGACAUCGCGCAUACACCAUCACAAGAAAAGAGACUGGGACUUCCACGGUGCUCGGUUGUCGGUACCAUGGCUGGAGCUAUGAUACCCGCGGGCAGCUUGUCAAGGCGCCCCAGUUUGACGGCGUGCCCGGGUUCGAUAAAGCACAAAAUGGACUGUUUGAGAUCCAUGCGCACAUCACGGACCAGGGCUGGGUCUUUGUUAACCUGGUGGCUGGUGAGCCGACUCCUUUUGAGGGCUCGGUUGAGCUGGCCUUGGAUGGGUUUGCACGCGUUGCAGAUGUGGAAUCGCAUUCGGGAUGGAUUGCUGGACAAACGCUGCCUGGGGAGUUCAAUUGGAAAAUGUGGUGGUGGCUGAUAUAUUAUUGUGUCAAAGUGGGCGCCCGUCGCUGCGAGCAUCUCACUACACAGCUGGAGCAUCGAGUCUUUGAAACAUUGGUACCUUCUCUGACAACCAGGAUUGCUCGAAUAUUCACGCAGGCAAGCGAUCGAGCAGAAUGCUCCUUGUUCCCAAGUACUCUAUUGUACUCUUUUGACAACGCAGGACUAUGGAUGUCGUUCACCUUCCUUCCGGCAUCCGAGACGCGGACUCACGUUCGAUAUGACCUAUUCACAAGAACUCCUGGAGCCAAUUCCAAUAAAGAAACACUAUCUCAUCUCGUGGAAGAGGUGUUCAAAGAGCUGAUUCGCAACCUCGAACUUGAAUUUCAGGCAAUUAUGCAAAAUCCGGGACCUCAGGCGACAUCAGAGUUGGAUUGGAGUACUCAAAGUACUUCGCAUCAAAUCUUGACCCGGCUCCAACAACACGCCAAAUUGGAAAAGACUCAGGGCGCACAGGUGCGUCCGGCUAUGCGCCAGCCUAAGGGAAGCUCUCUCUUCCAGCAGGCCGAGCAGUUAUGCAAGGAGUUGGACUGUGCCAGUGGCUCAAAUGGAAAUGGGACUUCAUCGACAGGACUCGAGUGGUAG